AACCCAUCAUUUGAGAACCCCAAUCCUUCGUCCAGCGCGCUUCUUCAAUCCAAUCCUUACUUAUUAACAAUUAUGGAGUAUAAAUCACAAUUAACUUCCCCUAUAAUCCCUCGUCUCAUCGUCCACGGUGGUGCAGGCAACAUCCUCCCCUCCAAUCUCCCCCCCGCAAAAUACAAACAGUACCAUGACUCCCUCCUCCGCAUUCUCUGCUCCGCCCACCAAUUCCUCACCCAACCCUCCUCCGACUCUCCAACUUCCGCCUUAGACGCCGUAACAUAUGCCAUCACGCUCCUCGAGGACAACCCGCUCUUCAACUCCGGCCACGGCGCCGUCUUCACCCGUGAUGGCAUCAACGAGCUCGAAGCCUCCGUCAUGGUAUCCAAAGGUAAGAAGAAGCGAGGCGUGGGCGUCAUGGGUCUCCAGCACGUCAAGAACCCCAUCAAGCUCGCGCGCGAGAUGCUCCUGCGCGGCGAGCACGACCUAGAAGGCGGCAACGGCGAGCAUCGAGGACCCAUGGCCUUCGCAGGGACGGGUGCACAAGGACAUUCGCAAUUGCAUCGUGUCAGCGCGGAGAGGCUUGCGAAGGAGUGGGGGCUGGAGAUUGUGGACCCGAGCUACUUCUUCGUUCAGGCGCGGUGGGAUGAACAUGUGAAGGGUCUGGAAAAGGAGGGGCGGGGCGAGGGAGUCGCGACGUGGGAUCAGGAGCACUUUUUCCCUCAGGGGACAUGUGGUGCCGUUGCGCUGGACGCAGAGGGCGUGAUAGCCGCAGGCACGAGUACAGGGGGCAUGACGAACAAAUUGACAGGGAGGAUCGGGGAUACACCGACGUUGGGAGCGGGCUUCUGGGCAGAGGAGUGGGAAGAGACAUCUUCUCACGCCGAAGCUCUCUCUCGAGCACCUGGACCACAACUAAUCUUGAGUGACACCCUGAAGGGUCUCAUAGCCGAUUGCUUCCCGAGUCUCACCACGUACACUCCUCUGCUGGCCGGAGAGCCUCUCCGCAAGGGCGGCGACCGCGUCUUCCGCUCAACAGGCAUGUCCGGCACCGGGAAUGGCGACUCCUUCCUCCGUUUGGCCGCCGUCCGCACCGCUUCUGCCAUCGCCCGCUACCGUCCCGCCCCGCUCCAAGCUGCGCUGACCGAGAUCACCGGCCCGGGUGGCGAGCUCGUGAAGAGCGCCGGGGACCGUUGGCGCAAGACGGGAGAGGGGGAAGGAGGCAUCAUUGGUAUCGAACUAACGGUAGUCACAGACGAGGAUGGCGAGAAGGUGAAACGAGCGACCAGCAAUAUUGUCUACGAUUAUAACUGCGGCGGUAUGUUCCGGGCGGCAGUGGGCAAGAACGGCAAGGCAGUGAUGCGGGUCUGGAAAGAGGGACAGCAUAGCGGGCUGGAAGCGUAUGAGGGAGAGGGCAAGGAAUACGAUGUUCGGGACUGGUUGGAUGAGAAGAGUGGGCUGAUCUGAAUACAUCAGAGUGAAAAGAACAAGUGAGAAUACACUCAGAUGAAUAGCCAGGCGAUCUCAAGAAUUCUCAUUUAGGGCCAGUCACCGAAGGUUGAUAUUCUGAUGGUGUUUUGUGGCUUCUAGAUACCCUCUUCCUUUACGCUUUCGCAAUCCGAGUUUCAGUUCGCAAUCUACAUAAAUCAACACUGCCCAGCGCCGCCCCAGCCUGUCUUUA
Amorphotheca resinae ATCC 22711 is the source of this 1675-nucleotide messenger RNA. RefSeq lists its product as hypothetical. The transcript has a single exon. Gene Ontology annotation, molecular function: hydrolase activity. The coding region runs from base 73 to 1461 and encodes 462 amino acids. Lineage: Eukaryota; Fungi; Ascomycota; Leotiomycetes; Helotiales; Amorphothecaceae. The record is from RefSeq and is a predicted model, not a curated record.